CGUUUUCAACAGUUGUUGGCGACGGUUGUCCCGUGUCACCGUCUCGCCAGAGAACUAUAUUCCCCGUGUAUAUUCUUCAUUCAGUGUGUUAUACGUGAAAAAACCCCCUCUCGAAACGUGAAAUUUUGUGUUGUAUAAAGUUUUAAUGGAUGUAUUUCGCGUGAAUAUCGCACAAUAUGCAUACAUAAUCGGUAUUUUUGUUUGCAAAAAUACAUAAACAAAUCGGGAAUUCAGAAGCAGACCAAAGUGACUAAGUACAAUACAUAAUAAAUGAAUACAAACAGAGACGCAAAGCAAUAGUUGAGGAAAGACGCAAGAACAAGAAGAAGAACAAGAAAGGAACUGCCCGCAAAUUGAACGUAGUGCAACGAACCCAAACUCGAACCCGAACCACAAUUCGAAUUCGAACCCUUCGUUCAACGGGGGUUGCAAUUCCAUACCGUUCCCCGGCCUCCCUCCAGCUGACUGACUGACUGACUCAUCAACAUCAUCUUCGGGCAGCGAGCCUGGCGCUGCUGCUGCUGCAUUCGCUUGCGGUGCGUAGCCAACAAAAGGAAAAACAAAAAAAAAUAAAUAAAUAAAAAAAACCCAAACCAAAGUAAAGUAAAGCUAAAGCUUCUCGUACCGUAACCACAUGCGCAGCAUCAAUUUGGAAACAGCAGCUUACAUAAACACACAAAACACCACAAAACAAUAAAGGAGCUGUAAAUUUAUUGAUUUUGCUUUUUACAUUCAUCCCAUCUGAUUGAGUCCAUUUGCCAGGAAAAGCAAAGCAAAAAAAUAAUUGGCCAGCGUGUAAAUUACAAAAACAGAGCAAAAACAUCUCAACGGCAUUUUCCCAAGGAAAAAAGUCUAAUCUCAAAUGAAUUUCACAAGCCAAGCGAACUGCAACUGCCAACACAAACAACAACAUCAUCAGCAACACCAUCAGCAGCCAACGCUUAUCAAGAGCCACACUUGCGCCUAUCAGUUGCAAGAUUUAGCUGGCUAUAAUCGUGCGCUGAUGCCGCCGGUGGACAAUAUAGAUUUUAGCAGUGCCUGGCGAUAUGUCAACAACAAUUCAGCAACAACGCCUUGCGGCUAUCAUCAGCAGCAGCAACAUCAGCAGCAGCAACAUCAGCAACAGCAGCAGGCAACACAUUGGGCCAAGGCAAAAUCAUCGCCAUAUCAUCAUCACACGUGUCCGCGCCAAAAGAAAUCGUUUACGGCUACUCCAACGCACACGCCCACCUCAACGCCCACAUCGACCAUUUGUCGACAGCAGCAGCAGAAGCAGCGACGUUCACGCUCCACAUCCUCAGCGACGGCGAAUGGGAAACAGCGUCGCAAUAGCUCAUAUCAUUCCUAUGAUGAUUUGGAUGCAUCCUCUGCCGUUGCGAAUGCCGAACGCAAAGUGGUCGCCAGCCUCAAAUAUUUGUGCGCCUGCACCGGCGCCACGCUGCGCAAUUUGUCGAAAAAGACGAAAGAUUUGCAUGCCAAGAACUACACCUACACCAAGCCCACGUGGCGCCUCUGGGGCGAGGAGCACGAGAAGAAUGCUAUUUUCACCGUCUAUUUGAAGAAGGUGCGCUAUCAUCGACCCACGCCCACCGCCAGCAAUCAGGACUCGGAUGAUGAAAUCUCACAUCUGGAAUGGGAGACGGUGCGCGUGCGAUUUGUGAAGGCUGCCACAUUGGCGCGACUGGUGGAGGCACUGGCCACCGAUGAUGGUGAACUGGAGUCGACGUUCAUCAAUGUCUUUUUGUCCACAUAUCGCACGUUCUCAACGCCCAAACAGGUGCUCAGUCUGCUGACGCAACGCUACGAUGCGCUGCAUGAGAAGCACUUGGAGGAGCUGGAGCUGGUGCAGCAGAAUGGCGUUGGCGAUGGGAAGGGGAGCAGCGGCUAUGACUCGCCCGCUGGCAUCCAUGAACAGCAUAAGAAAACUCUAGUCUCGGCGCUGCAUGUGUGGCUGGAUGGUUUCCCCGAGGAUUGGCAUGAGGAUAAUCUACAGCAGAUACUCACCUUUGCCGGCCGUCGUCUCAAACACUCCGAUUUGCACAUCAAGGUGGUGAAUCGCUUGGAGCGUCUGCUCCGCCAGCAGGUCUACGGUGGCGGCAUUGCGACCAAUCAUGUGGACAACAAUGCCCUGCCCUGGCUAGCAACGCAGGGUGCUCAGCCAACGCAGUUCAUGAUGCACACCUCAUGCGGCUCCACAUAUGAUCUGAGCGAACCGUUAAGUCGCCUGUAUUUGGCGCCCAUCUAUCGCGAACUGCCCUCGUUUCUGGAGGCCUUCCGGUUCCCCCAUGUGCCCGUGCGCCACUUUGCCGAGCAGCUCACCCGCAUGGACACCGAUCUCUUCAAGCGCCUCAUACCCCAUCAGUGUUUGGGCCACACGUGGGCGCGUCGGGACAGCGGCGGCUCCGAAACAGUGGUCGCCACCAUUACGCAGUUCAAUGCGGUUCUCUAUCGUGUCGUGUCCAGCAUACUCAUCGAUCGUCUCAAGCCCCAGGAACGCGCCUUGUACAUUUCACGCUGGAUUGAGAUCGCUCAGGAGCUGCGCAUGCUCAAGAACUUCAGCUCGCUGAAGGCCAUCAUCUCGGCAUUGAACUCAAAUUCCAUAUAUAGGCUAUCCAAGGUCUGGGAGUUUCUGGCCAAAGAUCGUAUGGAAAUCUUCACGGAACUUGCGCGCAUCUGUUCGGAGGAUAAUAAUGCGUGGACAUUGCGCGAGGUGCUGAAGCGCGAGGGUACGGCCAAGAAUCCGGAUCCGGGUAGCGAUCAAGGCGAUCGGCAUUUGCAGAAGCUGAUACUGAAUCUGGGCACGCAGACAUCGCAUGGCACGAUACCAUAUCUGGGCACAUUUCUCACCGAUCUGACCAUGAUACAUACGGCCAAUCCCGAUUAUCUCACCGAAGACAAACUGAUCAACUUUGACAAGAAGCGCAAGGAGUUCGAGGUGCUGGCCCAAAUCAAGCUGCUCCAGGGCGCUGCAAACACUUACAACCUGAACAAGGAUGAGCUCUUCGAUCGGUGGUUCGUCUCCAUGCCGGUGCUGGAUGAACGGCAGGCAUUUGCGCUCAGUUGCCAGCUGGAGCCACCGCCGCCGGCGCCACGUAAAUCGGUGGCAAGCACAAACACAUCGCUGACGAAUACGACGGCCUCGUCGACGGCCUCCAUAAUGGGUAGCGGUGGACAUGGUGGACAUCGCAAGACUGAUUCCAUACACUCCAAUUCGAGCAGCGGAGCCGGCUCACAGUUCUACUGUGAGCUAAACAGCAGCACCAGUUCCAGGCACAACUCAUUGGAUCGGGAUGCCCAUCAUGCCUCGCUAAUGUCCGCCUCGAGCAGCACCUCCAAUUUGUCAAUGGACUCGAGCAAUUCCGGUGGACGACAGUCGGCGCACGGCAAACUGACGCAUUCCCAAUCCCUGGGCAAUGGCUUGAAGAAUGCCGCGUUGAGCAAUGGUGUCACCAAUGGCAUCGGUUCGCCACAUACCCACAUCAAUGCCCAGCUGGUGCAGCCAACUGGCACCGUUACCCAAUCCGCACCUGAUUUCUACAUUAUUCGGGUGACAUACGAAACGGAUAACAUUGAGCUGGAUGGCAUUGUGCUGUACAAGAGUAUUAUGCUGGGCAACAAUGAGCGCACUCAUCAGGUGAUUAGGAAUGCAAUGUUGAAGCUCGGCUUGGAGGAUGAUCCGGAUAGGUAUACACUGGCCCAGGUGCUGCCCGACAAGGAGCUGGUCAUGCCGAAAACGGCGAAUGUCUAUUAUGCCGUUAAUACCAACUAUAAUCUCAAUUUCAUAUUGCGACCACGCAAGGAUGAGGCGGGAGGCGUUGCUAGCUAGUCCUCAGCCGUGCCCCUAUCUCAGUUGUGGUGCUUGGGAUACGAGGGCGAGGAGUGAGGAGCUGCAGGAGGCAUAAGCAAAAACCGAAGAGCGACCAUGGCCAAUUUUGUAUAUAUAUACAUAGAUAUAUAUAUAUGUAUACAUAUUUAUAUAGUAUAUAGACCCGACUCGCACAUGACAAGUUCUUUUUAAGUUGAUAAUAAUGUAUUAAUUUAUUUAUUACAACAAUAGACAGUUUAUGUAUAAAGAAACAGGGAGUCAGCGAGUGCAACUGGAUGAUGGCAAUUAUUAUCGAUAUUUAUCGAUUGAACCCGUUGUCAAUUAGCUUUUAGAACAACCGCAACUUUUGUAAUCUCCGUUUUCAUAGUGUUUUUUGGAUGCUGUAUAUUAUUACGCACACACCUAGACACACACACAUACACACACACACACACACACACACACACACACAUACACACAUACACACAUACAAGCAUAGAUACAGAAACCUAUGUAGACUCGAAAACUGGAAUUAUUGCUGAUAUUUAUGAUAUAUGUACUAUUUACUGAUAUGAUAUACUUGCUUAAGCGAUUGAUAUAUGUAUACAACAAAAUGUAGUACAAUAAUUUUGAGGUUAGAAUCGAUAUUAGUUAUUUCUUUGGAGGAACCAAACGACAAUUUCUCGUGGGCUCUACGAGUAUCUACUUUAUUUUGAAACAAACAAACAAACAAACAAAAAAACCAACAAAACCAACCAUGAUAUGUAUUUGUAUAGAUGUUUUAUUGAUGUACGUGUAUUUUAUAUCUAUAUAUAUAUAUAUAACAAUAUAAAUUGUAACUGAAUAAAUUUAGUAGGGGCGCAAUUAAAAUGUACGUAUAUAAAUAUGUUUAUAUAUAUAAAUAUAUACGUAUGUUUAACAGUUUUUUGGUAAGCUCUCUACACUUUACAAUUAGUUAAGAUAUUGUAUUUGUGUGUAUAUUUAGAGCAGUACAAUUUAAUGAAUUAUACAUAUAUCCAUACCUAAAUGGAGGCAUAUUAAAUAUGAGACCUAUGCAAUACAAAACUAAGUAAAAUACACUUAAAAACAAAAAACAAAAAAACAAAUAAGAAUCUGUGUAAAUAUAAAACCAAAAAUAAACAUGCCUUUUCUUUGGUGUACAUUU
Messenger RNA from Drosophila grimshawi, 4970 nucleotides. It is a transcript of the gene Rgl, whose product is annotated as ral guanine nucleotide dissociation stimulator-like 1. The transcript has 6 exons. Gene Ontology annotation, cellular component: plasma membrane. Bases 863 to 3826 code for a protein of 987 amino acids. Gene Ontology annotation, molecular function: guanyl-nucleotide exchange factor activity. Lineage: Eukaryota; Metazoa; Arthropoda; Insecta; Diptera; Drosophilidae. Gene Ontology annotation, biological process: Ras protein signal transduction; positive regulation of GTPase activity. The record is from RefSeq and is a predicted model, not a curated record.